CUCUACUCUAUAAAUACGGCGAAAUCCCAAUUCAAACGAGACUCUCACCUUACUUUGUAAAAACUUCGAAUUCCUACCCAGAUAUAUCACCGGCGUUUCGUCCCCGGCGAAGAUUUUUCCUGGCCUAUCUUUGCAUUUAGCAGACCGGAGAAAGAUAUAUAAGAGAGGGCAGAUUUGAAGAGUUUACCGGUACGGUGAUUGAGACUUUGUGAAGAACGGUGAAAGGAAAGAGAGACAAGAGAAGAGGAACAGUUUUUGCCCUUUGGGAGUUGGGGUUGGCCUUCGGGGGUAAUAAAGGAGGAGGUAAUUAAACGAGGGAGGAGACAAUGUUUACGUGCAUAGCGUGCACGAAGCAAACGGGGGAGGACGGUGGAGAGGAAGGAGCGCGUGGGAGUGGCACCCCAGGCUCCGUCAAAAGCCUGACGGCGCAGAUCAAGGAUAUGGCAUUGAAAUUCUCUGGUGCAUACCGGCAAUGCAAGCCCUGCACAGGCUCCAGCAGCUACAAGAAAGGCGGCCAUCGGCCUUACCCAGACUUCGAUACGAUAUCAGAAGGGGUUCCAUACCCCUACCUUGGAGGAGCAAGUGCAAGCUCAACACCUGCAUGGGACUUCACAAAUCACCACCCCACAACAAGAUCUGACUCAAGAUUUAGUGGGGUAUUGAGAGGUGAUCAGACUCCUAGAGGAGUGUCUGUGUCUGCACAGUCUUGUGAUGUGGUGUUUGAGGAUGAGGAUGAGCCUAAGGAGUGGAUGGCACAGGUAGAACCAGGUGUUCACAUCACUUUCGUGUCCCUUCCUAAUGGUGGAAAUGAUCUUAAACGAAUACGCUUCAGCCGAGAGAUGUUUAAUAAAUGGCAAGCUCAGCAAUGGUGGGGUGAGAACUAUGACCGAAUCAUGGAGCUCUACAACGUCCAGAGAUUUAAUAGGCAAGCUCUUCACACUCCCCCGAGGUCUGAGGAUGAGCAGAGAGAUUCUUCAUACACAAGGCUUGGAUCAGCAAGGGAAAGUCCCAUGGCUUCAUCAUUGAACAAGGAGUGGACACCAAGGAGCCACUAUAGACCCUCUGGAAAUACAGGGUAUUACCCAGCUGAUCCGUUGGAUCAUGGUGGUGGCCACCAUUACAAUGCAGGAUCAUCCAUGGAUGCAUCGAGGACGACAACCUCUUCUCGGGAUGAAGCUUCUAUUUCUAUUAGCAAUGCCAGUGACCUGGAAACUGAAUGGGUAGAGCAAGAUGACCCUGGCGUGUACAUUACCAUCAGACAGUUAGCUGAUGGCACUAGGGAGCUUCGGCGUGUCAGGUUCAGCCGAGAAAAGUUUGGAGAGGUGAACGCAAAACAGUGGUGGGAAGAGAACAAAGAGAGAAUACAAGCUCAGUACCUUUAAAGACUUGAUUUAAACGAUAUACAUUACCACAGAUAAAAGUAUAAAGAAGUCAGGGUGCAUCUGCAUGCUGUAAUGGAGCCUUUAUAGAGAGAAUUGCAGGUAGACACCACAACUGAUGGUUAUAACCAUGUGUUCCAUCAUAACCUAUUAUGAUGGCUCUGUUUUGGGGUAAAGGCUCGUUUCCGUGAGAUGUCCAGAUGGGUCCUGUUUUUUCUUUGUUAUUGUUUUUAUGAUAAUGGUCACUAUUUAGUGAAAUAUUUUUGGGCCUACUUUUUUCCCACUUACAUAUAAGGGUUUGUUAUUUGAUA
Messenger RNA from Juglans microcarpa x Juglans regia, 1690 nucleotides. RefSeq names its product protein BREVIS RADIX-like. NCBI's taxonomy places the organism in Eukaryota, Viridiplantae, Streptophyta, Magnoliopsida, Fagales, Juglandaceae. The transcript has 7 exons. The record is from RefSeq and is a predicted model, not a curated record. The coding region runs from base 327 to 1382 and encodes 351 amino acids.